Messenger RNA from Anguilla anguilla (European eel), 5108 nucleotides. It is a transcript of the gene nol9, whose product is annotated as nucleolar protein 9. The record is from RefSeq and is a predicted model, not a curated record. NCBI's taxonomy places the organism in Eukaryota, Metazoa, Chordata, Actinopteri, Anguilliformes, Anguillidae. Gene Ontology annotation, molecular function: polynucleotide 5'-hydroxyl-kinase activity. Gene Ontology annotation, cellular component: nucleus. The coding region runs from base 921 to 3080 and encodes 719 amino acids. Gene Ontology annotation, biological process: cleavage in ITS2 between 5.8S rRNA and LSU-rRNA of tricistronic rRNA transcript (SSU-rRNA, 5.8S rRNA, LSU-rRNA). The transcript is spliced from 13 exons.
UAAGUUGACUCUACUGGUGUCUGCUGUGCAUACUAGCUUAAAGAAAUCGAUGAUGUUUUACCGAUCAAUAGAAUAAAGAUUACAUGUCUUCAUUAGCAUUAAUUCAAUAUUCCAUAUUUAGCUUACUGGUUAUAUUAAACGUUUGAGUUCAACGCUGCUGAUUAAUUUACAUCGCGAACCUUUGUUUUGAACCUCUUAUUUUGUUUGUCACGUUACUUCACCCCACCACAGUGACUUUAUCUGUUAAUGUAUUAAGGGGUACUUUAAAUUAAGUGUAACUAGCCACCCAAUGUGUACAUAAUCGAAAAAUUAUUCAUUUUGUAGCAACCGCUAAGUAUUUUUUAUGUGUAAUCAAACUCCAAAAAGCAUUCGUUCUGUUCAUAGGUUCUGUUGUAGGUUUCCUGCAGGCAUUACACUUUAGCUUUUACAACACUAGGGGGCCCUCUUGCGGACAAGAGAUUGGAAACAAAAACUUAGGGGAGGGUAUUCACUGUCCAGCAUUUUGUACAGUGCGCAGGGAGUGCACCGGGCACCGAGGCGACAUUUCUCAAAAAAUACAAAUUUGAAUGACUUCGACCUGCCACUGGAAGGUGUAGAUGGACGAGUUGCAUGUUUAACUCUGUUUGGGUCUUUCGUUUACACGGUGUUUAAUAAAAACCGGCCACAUUAAUUGAUACUUGGUGUGAAAAACGAGGUUGGCUAGUUAGCUAACUUGUGCGGUGCUGCCAGAAGAAUGAUGGUUGGCCAAACAAGUCAUCAUGCUGUGGCGGCGGGGUCUACACAUGGACCGAGAGCUAACGUUACACAAAUAAGGGGCCGUUAAAUGUGCGAGAUAAACACUUAGCUGGUGGUCGUACGGAUCAAGAGAGGUAAGGUGCCCUGUUCAGAAGUUUAAAGUAGCAGCGGUUAGGCAGGAGAACAUGAAAGUGGCAAACGGUGGCCCUAAGGCCAAAGGGAGGAGUUCUGUGGAAAUGAAGAAGGCCAAGAAGAAGAGGAGGCAGUUCCACACCCAGAAAUCCAGCAUGGUGAACUCAGACUCCCCAAGCACCAGCCCAGACACUGCCAUGGCCAAAAAGUACUACCAAUUGUCCAGCAGGGGGCAGCACAGCGUAAAGAGACUGAAGAGUGGUGCUCGGCCGGUCAACUCUGGGCAGAGCCAGGGGCAGGGACCUCCUCCGAAGACCAAAGGGAAGGCUAAGCCUGGCUCAUCGGACCCUCACGCCCACACCAACGGGGGCGCUGGGCCGCACCUUCUGACGGAGUCCAGCUCGGAGGACUCGGAGUACUGGACCGCCUUCGCCCUGUCAGUCCUGCAGAAUGGUGUGGAAGGGGAACGCCCAGUGGGGGCGGACCCCGACGGAAAAGGGGAGGAGCCAUACCACGCCGAGCGAGACCCCAUCCACAACUGGACCGUACUGCUCAUGCGGCAGGGACAGCGGUUGCAUUUCCGGGGGAAGGCCCUGCUCACCUGCCUGUACGGGAGAGUGGAGGUGCUGGGGUUCACCAUCGAAGAGGGCCAGCAGCCGUACCCCGUCUUUUCCCCACCCACGCACUUCCCCCUGUCCAUCACCGCCAUGGGAAACUCCUCCCUCAUCUGCAAGACCAUUAAAGAGCGCCGCCUGGAGGCCAAAAGCAUCAUCCGCAAAUACCUGUCCAUAGCGGAUCCGCGGAAGAGGCUCCUGGGUGCGGUGGAUCCGGACUGCUGCCUGGUUCUGCUGGAGCCGCUGGACACCCCUCUGACCCGCUUCCUCUCCAGCCUGCCGGAACACCGGGACCUGUUCAGCCUCAGCGCGAGGGAGCUGGACCAAUCGUCGGUCCCGGAAUGCCCCCUGUCAGCAGUGGGCCUCAUCCCCCUGCGCAGCAGCGGCGGCGAGAGCCUUGUGAUGUCACAGAGCUACCGGAACGCCCUCUCCAGCCUGCUGCACGCCUGCCAAGAGGAGUCUGAUGGCUGUCCGGUCAUCCUGGUGUGCGGGGCCAAGAACACCGGGAAGUCCUCCUUCACCCGGCACCUCAUCAACACCCUGCUCAACCACACCGCCAGUGUGGACUACCUGGAGUGCGAUCUCGGCCAGACGGAGUUCACCCCUCCCGGCUGCCUGUCCUUGCUCACCGUCACCGAGCCGCUGCUGGGCGCCCCGUUCACCCACCAGUGCACCCCGGAGCACAUGGUGUUUUUCGGGGAGACGUCCUGCGAGAGGGACCUGGACCGCUACCUGGAGUCGCUCAAGUUCCUGUGGCGCUCCUACAGCCGCGAGACGCCCGUCAUCGUCAACACCAUGGGCUGGGUCAAAGGUUUUGGCUUCCAGCUGCUGGUGGACUUAAUUCGACUGUUCUCCGUCACCCACGUGGUGCAGCUGAGCUACGGCUCCACCACCCAGUGCCCAGACCUCACCCCCGCCUUCAUGAGCUCCGCCCCCGGCUGGCAGACCCGCCCCCCGGCUCCGCCCACGGAAGAGCAAGCCGCGCCCCAGCCCCACGUGCUGCUCAGCGUCCAGUCGGAAUUCGAGGGAGCGGGGACCGUGAGCAACAUGAGGUACCACCGCUCUAACAUUCUGCGCGACCUGGCCCUGCUGGCCUACUUCAGCCAGCUGCAGGCCCCCGAGUCGGGCCCCGUGAGGCCCCUGCACUGCUUCAUCCCGUACCAGGUCCCCAUGUCGGCCGUGGCGGUGCGGGUGACUCACUCUGAGGUGGCCCCCCUGCACACGCUCUACGCUGCUAACGGCAGCCUGGUGGGGCUCUGCUGCCUGGGGGAGAAGGUGGGGGGCUCCGGGGGGCCCGUCCUGCUCUCGCACACCCCCAUCUGCCCCUGCGUGGGCUUCGGUGUACUGCGGGGCGCGGACACGGCGCGGGGGCUCUACUUCCUGGUGACCCCCGUGGCCCCCUCCGUCCUGCGGCGAGUCAACUGCCUGCUGAUGGGCGGAGUCACGCUGCCCCACACCCUCCUGAGAGCGCAGCGGGGGAUUGAAGGGGAGAAGCCCUACGUAACCAUGGAGUACAGCUUCGAGCUGACGGGGGCGGGGAAGAUGAAGGUCUUCAAAGGGCUCCUGAGGAGAGAGCACAUGGGUGGGAGUGGCCACUAGAGGCCCCGCCCCCACGUCUCUGUGUCUCUGACCACCAGUGUCCAUACCCCUCUAUCCUCCAAUGAGGAGCCUCUGCCUGACCGACAGAAUCAAACGGAACACUGGUGAACGGGGAGGUGAAGAGUUCACAGCAUGGGAGGACCUUUUCCUUUGUAUUGUUAUUGCUUUUUUUCCACGUACGCUCAAAGGUGACUGUGGUAUACACAGCGCGGAACGCUUGCCCCAGGCUGUUGGGCCCAUCAGCCCCCUGACGAAGCCUCCAGGUCACAUCUGUCAGAAAACAUGGCAGCCGUCAGCGAGCUCUCUUUUCCACCACAGCAGGGCUGUCGGGCUCCAGUCCUGGAGGGGCACAGUACCCCUUUAACUCCAAUGCUGAAGGGACACAGUACCCCUUUAACUCCAAUGCUGAAGGGACACAGUACCCCUGCAGGUUUAACUCCAGUUCUGUAGGGCCACAGCAGGUUUAACUAGAUCCUGGAGGAUUCCGAUUUUUCAUGCGUCUCAAGUCCCUGAUUGGCAAAAUAAGUCUCUCACCUCCAAGACCUAAAUUGGCUGCUGAAAGUAAACGACAAAAACCUGCAGAUGCUGUGGCCCGCUAGACUGAAGUUAAACUUACAGACAGUUUUACCCCCCAGGACUGGAGUUAAACCUGCAGGCACUGCGGCCCUCCAGGACUGGAGUUAAACCUGCUAUGGCCCUAUAGGACUGGAGUUUGGCACUAGGACAUUUAAAAAGAUUUGUGCCAUUCACAUAUGUUCAGAAAAGCUUCAUUUCAAGUCCCUGGAUUUCUGCAAUGGAAUUGCUUCAUCUAAUUUCACAUGCAAGUUGGCGAUUUGUUUUCGUUUUUGGCGGAAAGGGGGCACGAUGACAUUGAAACCUGCCAGAAACUAUUAGAUCUAUGAUCUAGAACUCUGCAGUCAAAGGAACGUCCCAUUUUUUCAGUCACUUGGGCAAAACUGGAUUUUGUCCAAACAAAAAAAAAGAAGAAAAAAACUAUCAUUUUUAUUGUGAGACAUGAUUAAGCUCUGGAAACACAUGUAACAUGUCUCUUUUCCAUUUAAGGCAACAUGUAUUUUAGCGAGUAAAAGCACAAUUACUGUACUGAAUAAUUCUGUAGUCAAUCUUUACACUGUAGAGCCUGUAUAUCUGCCUGUCGCUCACAGAACCCUCUUUGUUCUGGGCGGCCGCGUUAGAGUCUGUUUUAGUCUUACUGGUCGAGGUUUUAGUCUGGCCUUUGCAAACGGACGCUGUGUCCAGCAAUGGAGUUGCGCCAUUUUUUCUGCUAGGACAGUUUAAAUCAUCGCUGUACAGACAUGCCAGCUUGAGGCCGUUUCACUCUUUAGUCUGCGAGAGUGGUAACGGUCAUCUCCUCCAAGACUAUACUGCGCUUGAACCGGGCAGGCUGGUUGUGCUCUUACUGCGUUUCGUUCCCUACACCCUCUUGCAAGUGUGCACUUGGUGGGACACCUGCCCUUGCUCAGGGGAAGAGCGAGUGAGCGACUUUGGAGCAUUGUACUCUUCUCACACGCCUGUGGGAAUUCUGUAGAAAGACCCGGAAGAAAACUGGUGGUGGUGUUGACCUCAAUACCCACCCGUGCAACAGCGCCAUGAGCAACCGGAAACUGUCCAAAUGUUGAAAGUUGGGACCGUGAGGAGGCUGGAACUUGUGGUUCCUUUCCUGGGUGGACUUUUGGGAACGGGGGUGAGGGUCUAUCCAGUGUGGCCUCGUUCUGUUCUUUUGACUACCCUGAAAGGCCUCCUUUCUCUAUUGGUUAGUUUUGUGGAGUUUUCGGCAGUGCUUGUCAUAAAAUGCCUGUGAGAAUGGACUUCUUUGAAGGAGGGGGAGGAGCUGGAGAGUAGAGGCGACGUCCUGGGUCAUUGUGGGAGGGGCCAAUGCCAGUUAUUGUCGUACAGUUGACGCAACCCCUGACGCUCAACUGGUUACUAAUAAUUUUUUUUAUGUGCUAUCGAAAUACGGGAAGCGUGGAGGGAUACUGUUAUCAUAAUAAAAUAUUGCUCUUGUGUAAA